AUGUCUGAGACAACCGAAGUUUGUGAAUCAAUAGCGGACGCCCGGACUACUGCGUGGAGUUGGCCAGAAGAAGCGCCCCAUGUCUCCGGCAAUCCAACGCAGCCGAAAUCGAUCAAGAUUUGCACAACUCCUGGCACGAAUUCGAACCCGAUGCUCCUACGGGAGAAACGAAGCACACAUUUUCAGUCUACAUUUAUCCAGCUAUCACCAACUCGCAUUACCCUGAAUGUUUCUCAGAGCCAAGCCGAUAGGGGCUUGAAGAUUUUGAUACAAACGAUGGGUCAAGCUUUCUCGUCCAGCAUCGACCUCGUCCACAAAGAAACCGAUCUCCCACGGCACAAGAAUAUCACUGCGAUCAACCGGUUAUACAAGAAACAGAACAAUGCGCGUAACAGAUGUUUAGGAUGUGCAAAAGCAGAGUGCACUUUCAAUCCAAACGUACAAACAUUUGAGGCAGCAACUAAUUUUACGGGAUACUUGAGGACUACCGAGGUUCAAUUUCGAAAUGCUCAGGCUAAGCUUGAGAUCGGGUCUUCGAAGCCCAAGUUUCCCACACUUUUCACUAACUAUUUCUCAAAUAAU
Molecule: messenger RNA, 582 nt
Organism: Opisthorchis viverrini
Lineage: Eukaryota; Metazoa; Platyhelminthes; Trematoda; Opisthorchiida; Opisthorchiidae
Exons: 4
Source: RefSeq, a predicted model, not a curated record